GGGUGUGGGAUACACGUGCUUUUCGGGCGUGGUUGUGUCUUUUCUGCGGUAGAGACACGUGUAGCGAUUGCAAGUAGAAAAGGUACUGCUCGAAGCUUCGUUCGGUGUUUCUGCGGUUGUGUGGUGUAGUCGUUCUGUGCUGAUAGGACGUUUGGACAGAGUAUCAUCUAGCAGGUACAAUGAUUGGACGAGCACGUGUGAAAUCAAGACAGAGUUCCUCUUUGUCUGAAUCAGAUGAGUCUAGGCAGACAGAUGGACCAGGACUGAAUCAUAUAUCAAACGGUGCAAAUGGGAUUAAUCAAAAUGGAAAUGGGAGACACAGAGCUACUGUAUCAGCUGGCAUGCAAGCAGUGUCAGUUGCUGAGAGAGGAGGAAUGACGAGGCGUAACUAUUUUGAUCUGGGAAUAAAUACUAGAGAAACCAUGGCACAUGUAAAAGAUGACAAAAAAGGAUCUAGUGGGACACCACUGAAGAUCGUCUCCAACCUCUUCCAUUUUGAUAUAUCUAGAGACUGGCAGUUGUACCAAUACCGUGUGGUUUUCAGUCCAGAAAUUGAGUCUGUACGUUUACGAUUUGCUCUACUUUAUAGCCACACAGAUUUACUAGGAAAAGCUAGAGCAUUUGAUGGAAUCACACUAUUUCUUGCUCGUAAGCUGGAUAAUAAGGUCACAGAGGUGACAAGUGAGAAGAGAGAUGGGCAGGCUGUGAAAAUUACCAUCACUCUGCAACACCAGCUGCCAGCAAGUUCUCCAGUGUGUGUCCAGUUCUUUAAUAUUACAUUCAAAAAAGUUCUGAAAAUGCUGUCAAUGCAUCAAGUUGGACGCCACUACUACAAUCCUGCAGAUCCAGUUCAUAUUCCUCAGCACAAGUUGGUUCUGUGGCCUGGAUUUUCCUCUUCUUUGAUGAACUAUGAAGCCGGUCUGGCACUGAGUGCAGAUAUUAGCCAUAAAGUGCUACGCAAUGACACAGUUCUGGAUUUUAUGAAUGACCUUUACAAUAGAACAUCUGAUGAUAGGCGGUUUACGGAAACCUGCACAAAGGAACUUGUCGGUCAGAUUGUCCUAACAAGGUACAAUAACAAGACUUACCGGAUUGAAGACAUUGACUUUUCAGUGAACCCAACACACACUUUUAAAAAAGCUGGAACUGAAAUAAGCUAUGUGGAUUACUACAAAGAACAAUAUGAUGUGAAAGUUCAUGACCUUGGCCAGCCAAUGCUUGUUAGUCAGCUGAAAUCAAAGUUGCCGAACAAGAAUGCAGAACCACGAAUGGUCCAUAUUCUGCCUGAGCUUUGCUUUCUAACAGGUUUAAGUAGCCAGGCUAAGUCAGACUUUCGUUUGAUGAAGGAUCUUGCUUCAGAGACUCAGCUCACACCUCCUUGCAGGCAACAGCGACUCCUCAGGCUGGUUGACAGUAUUCAAAGGAACAAAGAAGCUUGUCUGGAGCUUGAAAACUGGAAAAUGCUUCUUGGGAAGCAGGUUACAGUGACUGGCCGUGUUGUUCCAAGUGAAAAAAUUCUUACGUUUGACCAGACUUGCCAUCCAGCAACAGCUGCAGAUUGGUCAAGAGAGAUAAGAAAUGUUAAAAUUAUUGAAUCGCAGCCUCUGAAUGACUGGUUAAUGGUAUACAGUAGUCGGAAUGCUGAUGUAGCUGAAAAGCUUUUCAACUGCCUGCAGAAGGUGGCAUCAGGAAUUGGGUUUCGCAUAGAAUUUCCAAGAUUAGUACAAGUGGAUGAAGGCCUAUCAUCAGUUUUCCGAGCUUUGAGUGCUCAUAUUCGGCCGGAUACCCAGUUGGUGCUGUGCAUUUUGUCCUCAAAUCAGAAGAGUAAUUAUGACGCCAUCAAAAAGUUCUUGUGCCUUGACCGCCCAGUGCCUAGUCAGUGUGUUCUUGCUCGCACACUGAACAAGCAGAACAUGAUGAUGAGUGUGGCAACUAAAAUUGCUUUGCAGAUGAAUUGCAAACUUGGAGGAGAACUGUGGACAGUGGAAAUACCUUUGAAGUCUCUGAUGGUGAUUGGAAUAGAUGUCAACAGGGAUGGACUUGAUAAACGACAUACUGUUGUUGGAUUUGUGGCUAACACAAAUGGUCGAUUUACAAGGUGGUAUUCUCGUUGUGUAAUUCAGACAACAAAUGUGGAAAUUGGAGAUUGUCUGAGAGUCUGUAUGCAAGGGGCUCUACGUUGCUGGUAUGAAAUAAACCACAGCCUACCUAACCGCAUUGUUAUAUACCGUGAUGGGGUUGGAGAUGGACAGCUGCAAUUAUUGGUAGAAUAUGAAGUACCACAGGUGCUCAGCAGUUUACAAGAACAUUCCCCUGAUUACAGACCCAAGCUUUCAGUAGUUGUCGUCCGAAAGAGAGGUAUCCCCAGAAUUUUUUUGGAAGAUAAUGGAAAACUGCAGAAUCCCCCUCUUGGUACUGUAGUCGACAGUGGCAUAACUCGUUCUGAGUGGUAUGACUUCUACUUGGUCAGCCAAGUGGCACGUCAGGGAACUGUAAAUCCAACUUACUACAAUGUUGUGUUUGACACGAAUGGAUUAAAACCAGACCACAUGCAGAGGCUGACUUACAAGAUGUGCCAUUUGUACUACAACUGGCCUGGUGUGAUUGCCAUUCCAGCACCAUGCCAGUAUGCACAUAAGCUUACAUUCCUGGUGGGACAGAGUAUUCACAGAGAGCCAAGCGUUCAGUUGUCCAGCAAGCUAUUCUACUUGUAACAGAACAGUGGGUCUUCAAGUGUGCAGUGUGUAUAUUGCCAUACAUUUUCAACUGUAUGCUUUUAGAAUAUUUUAGAAUUAUGAUUAGUAAAUCAGA
Messenger RNA from Protopterus annectens (West African lungfish), 2811 nucleotides. RefSeq names its product piwi like RNA-mediated gene silencing 4 (gene PIWIL4). The transcript is spliced from 21 exons. Gene Ontology annotation, biological process: regulatory ncRNA-mediated gene silencing. The record is from RefSeq and is a predicted model, not a curated record. The coding region runs from base 180 to 2714 and encodes 844 amino acids. Gene Ontology annotation, molecular function: piRNA binding; protein binding. NCBI's taxonomy places the organism in Eukaryota, Metazoa, Chordata, Ceratodontiformes, Protopteridae. Gene Ontology annotation, cellular component: P granule.